Messenger RNA from Caenorhabditis angaria, 2739 nucleotides. The record is from the annotation of a GenBank genome assembly. Lineage: Eukaryota; Metazoa; Nematoda; Chromadorea; Rhabditida; Rhabditidae.
AUGAUUCUAAUUUUCCUAUUAUUCAACCUCGUUUCAGCUCUAGCUGAUCAAAAAGUUUGCCAAACUGCAGAAUGUGUUCAACUAGCUGCGAGAUAUUUGAAUAAUAUGAAUGUGGAUGUGAAUCCAUGUGAUGAUUUCUAUGAAUAUGCCUGUGGACGAUUCAAUUCGGAAAAUCUAAUUGCUGAAGAUGCAAAAAAAGUUACUCCAUCUUCUCAAAUCCUAAAAAAAUUUGAAGAAAACCUCCAAAAAUUCCUAAAAUCCCCGCUGAAAAAGAAUGCAAGCAAAUCUCGAAAAUUCAUCAAAACCUUCUACGAUUCCUGUUUGAAGAGUCAAGUCGAUGGCUACAAUUUAAGCGCCGCUGAACUUCGUGAAACUAUAAUGAGAGAAGUUGCUGGAACUUUGGAUUUUCUGAAAAUCUCUUGGGAACAAGUUGUUGGAAAUAUUGCGCUUCACGGGGUUUUUCCGAUUAUUGAUGUUACUCCAGAAGUUUAUAGGAGAAAUAGUUCGAAGCACAUUUUGACUGUAAGUAUGUGAUUCUCGCCGAAUUAUCAAAAAAAAAAUUGGGCAGCAGCGGGGGUCGAACCCAGGUUUCGCAAAAAGAAAGGCAAACGCGCUAACCACUCGGCCACGCGGCUCUUUUUUUCUGCUGUCAAAAAUGUCGCAUAUAAAAUCGAAACCAAAAAAUUUCAGUUUUCAUCUGGAAAUGUGUAUUUCACUGAAUGGAAUAAUGACAAUAAAACCUAUAAUUAUAUUAUGUAUUACAAAACAUUCCACCAUUAUAUUUGUAAGUUCCCCCAAAUCUUCUUUUAUCCAAUUUUUUUUGCUCAAUCAAUUCAGAUGGAUUUAUGCCUGAUUACGUUCACGAUGCGAUUUUGGACCUCGAGGCAAAUUUGACUGAAAUACUCCCCGAAAAGCGAGAAGAACAUCAAGAAAUUAUGAACAUUGUAACCUAUGGUGAACUCAAAAAAACAUACACAAAUAUAAAAUUCGACGAUUUUUUCACUGAUGAAAUUCGAAAAUUAAUUGGGAAUAUCAGCGAUUCGACUGAAGUUAAUGUAAGAUAUCCGAAAUUCUACGAAGAUCUCAAUAAUUAUAUAAAAACAGUGGAUAAAGAUAUAAUUAAAAAAUAUGCGAGAUGGAGAAUGAUGCAGAAUUAUGAUCGAUAUUUGCCAAAAAUAUUUAGAGAAGCAAUUUGGAAAUAUAAAAAUAUUAGUUCGGAAUUGAUUUCGAAAAGAUGUUUGGAUUUAGUAGUGACAAAACUACACAUUCCUCUUGCUCUUGAAUUUGUUGAAAAUAUUAUGAGCAGUGAGAGAAAUGCUACAAUUAAAACAAUUAAAAAAGUUACCGAAGAUCUAUUAGAUGCCACUCAGGAAAAGCUGAAUAAUAGUGAUUGGUUUGAGAUGAAAACGAAAGAAGGAGCGAUGAAGAAAAUUGAGAAUAUGAUAGUACAUCUUGGAUAUCCGGAUGAGGGUUUUAAUCAAAAUGAUGUUAUGAAAUCAUAUGAGAAUAUUACACUAUCUUCUGAUAAUACUUUUGAGAAUUUGAUGAGUAUUAGGAAAGUUUAUCAGAAGUAAGUAUACAGUAACCCGGACUGCAAAGUCUGAGAAAUUGAAUUUUUUGCAGUUUGGGGUACUGUAGUUCCCCGAAUCUGAAUGAAUUAAGAACCACAGUUACCCGGACUGCAAACUCUGAGUCAAUUGAGUAUUUUUGCAGUUCGGGUUACUGUAGUUCCCCAAAUCUAAAUGAAAUGAGAACCAACGUUACCCGAACUGCAAAAUCUAAGAAAAUUGCAUUUUUUGCAGUUCGGGGUACCGUAUUUUCCCAUAAUUUUGAACAAAAUAAGAAAUACAGUAACCCGGACUGCAAAAACAUAAUAAAUUUCAAGAUUCUCUAGAAAUUUUAUAGGAUUUUAAUAAACAAAAACUAUGUACAGUAACUCGGACUGCAAAAAAUAGAAAAAAAACUUUUUUUUUGCAGAUCAAUAUUUCUGAAAAUGCAAAAAAAGCCGUCAAUUCAAUGGGAAGAUUCUCAAAUUCUCGACGCCACCGCAUUAGCAUAUCCAGAAAUAAAUGAGCUCGCAAUUCCAAUUCUCAUUCUCAGUUUUCCAUUUUUCGUCGAAUCCGCUCCAUUUUCCACACAUUUCGGAGCAAUCGGAAGUAUAAUUGCGCAUGAAAUCAGUCACGGAUACGAUGUGUCGGGUGCAAAAUAUGAUGAAUUCGGAAAUCUCAAAAAUUGGUGGACACCUGAAGAUCUGAAGAAGUUCGAGAAGCACAAGAAAUGUCUAGUAGAUCAGUAUGGUAGACAAGUUGAGCCGCUGACAAAAUUGAAAAUUGAUGGGAAAUAUACACUUCGGGAGAAUAUGGCCGAUAAUAUUGGAUUACAAAUUGCUUUUGAGGCUUUUGAAAAGAGGUUGGUGGAGAAUAAGAAUAAGAAGAAGAAGAAAGUGGAGAAUCUUCCAGGGCUUCAGAAUAUUCCAGACAAGAAAAUAUUCUUCAUUGCGUUUGCGAAUGUGGGUUUGAGUUUGAAAGUUAAAGUUCCCCUAACUUAGCUUCACCUUUCCAGGCUUAUUGCGAGAAUUGGAAACUUGACGGAAUGCGAGAAUCGGUGAAAUAUAGUUCACAUGCUCCACACAAGAUCCGAGUCAAUGUUCCACUUCAGAAUUUCGAGAAGUUCUCCGAAGUUUUCAAAUGUGGGAAUUCGACGAAAAUGAAUCCGAUUGAUAAAUGUGCUUUUUGGUGA